Messenger RNA from Paraphaeosphaeria sporulosa, 240 nucleotides. RefSeq names its product HET-domain-containing protein. The annotation marks the transcript as partial. The transcript has a single exon. Lineage: Eukaryota; Fungi; Ascomycota; Dothideomycetes; Pleosporales; Didymosphaeriaceae. The record is from RefSeq and is a predicted model, not a curated record.
CUAACGACGUUCAGGGACGAUCAGCCGUUCGACCGGGUUAUUCUCUGCAAUGGUAAACAUUUGUUCGUCACAAAGAAUUGUGUGGAUAUCAUUAACCUGUCUCGACGACUCAGUCGACCCUUCCACAUUUGGAUCGAUGCAAUCUGCAUCAAUCAAGAUGAUACGCUUGAGAAGGGCAAACAAGUGUCACUUAUGUCCGAAAUAUACAGAAAAGCCAUUCAAGUCAACGUCUGGCUAGGC